This is a messenger RNA of Urocitellus parryii (Arctic ground squirrel), 3395 nucleotides long. It is a transcript of the gene Crem, whose product is annotated as cAMP responsive element modulator. Gene Ontology annotation, biological process: regulation of transcription by RNA polymerase II. Gene Ontology annotation, cellular component: ATF4-CREB1 transcription factor complex; nucleus. The record is from RefSeq and is a predicted model, not a curated record. Lineage: Eukaryota; Metazoa; Chordata; Mammalia; Rodentia; Sciuridae. Gene Ontology annotation, molecular function: DNA-binding transcription factor activity, RNA polymerase II-specific; RNA polymerase II cis-regulatory region sequence-specific DNA binding; protein binding.
CGCUACUUUUGGUCCGGACUCGUCUGGGAGGCCGCGGCUGCCGCAUCAGAGCUGACGUGGGGGCGACGUGGGGCCGCGGCCGGCGCCGGCGCCGGGUUGCUGGGCGGCGGCGCCGCUCUUGAGCGGCGGUCGGGCUCGGCGUCUCCACCUCCUCGCGUCCGUAAUCAGUGACGAGGUCCGCUACGUAAACCCCAUCGCGGCGGGAUAAAUAAAGAAGAAAACGGAGAAGGAGCAAAGCAUUGAUUGCAAAUGUCUUAAUAAUGAGCAAAUGUGGCAGGAAAAAAUAUWUUAAGACAAAUGUAAGACAAAUGACCAUGGAAACAAUUGAAUCUCGGCAGGAUGGAAGUAUAACUGAUUCUGUGGCAGAGAGAGAAUCUGCUCAUAUGCAUACUCAGACUGGCCAAAAUUCAAUUCCUACUUUAGCUCAGGUUUCUGUAGCUGGAUCAGGCACUGGAAGAGGCUCCCCAGCUGUAACCCUAGUGCAAUUACCUUCGGGCCAAACUGUACAUGUCCAGGGAGUAAUUCAGACACCACAACCAUCGGUUAUUCAUUCACCACAAAUACAGACUGUUCAGGUAGCAACAAUUGCAGAGACAGAUGAGUCUGCAGAAACAGAAGGUGUAAUUGAUUCUCAUAAACGUAGAGAAAUCCUUUCACGAAGACCCUCUUAUAGAAAAAUACUGAAUGAACUUUCCUCUGAUGUGCCUGGUGUUCCCAAAAUUGAAGAAGAAAAAUCAGAGGAAGAAGGAACGCCACCUAACAUCGCUACCAUGGCAGUACCGACUAGCAUAUAUCAGACUAGCACGGGGCAAUACAUUGCUAUAGCCCAAGGUGGAACAAUCCAGAUUUCUAAUCCAGGAUCUGAUGGUGUUCAGGGACUACAGGCAUUAACAAUGACAAAUUCAGGAGCUCCUCCACCAGGUGCUACAAUUGUACAGUAUGCAGCACAAUCAGCUGAUGGCACACAGCAGUUCUUUGUCCCAGGCAGCCAGGUUGUUGUUCAAGAUGAGGAAACUGAACUUGCCCCAAGUCACAUGGCUGCUGCUACAGGUGACAUGCCCACUUAUCAGAUCCGAGCUCCUACUACAGCUUUGCCACAGGGUGUAGUGAUGGCUGCCUCACCAGGAAGUUUGCACAGUCCCCAGCAACUAGCAGAAGAAGCAACACGUAAACGAGAGCUGAGGCUAAUGAAAAACAGGGAAGCUGCAAAAGAAUGUCGACGUCGAAAGAAAGAAUAUGUAAAGUGUCUGGAGAGUCGAGUUGCAGUGCUGGAAGUGCAGAAUAAGAAGCUUAUAGAGGAACUUGAAACCUUGAAAGACAUUUGCUCUCCCAAAGCAGAUUAGUAGAAAUAUUUAACUAUGAACUGAUUACAACAUGUACAGUUGCUUUUGAAGGCAAUACAAUAUAUAGCCGGCAAGAAUUAUGGCUUUUUUCCUUUGUAUCAUUCAUCUUACUUUCUAAUCUCUAACAUUCCUAAAAUGCUUCCCUGUACGUAGUUAACUCUUAGGUAUAACUUCAAUUUUUUUUAAAAAGAGACAAACUGUAAAAAAUGUAUGUAACAAAUUCUUAAAAUGAAAUAUUUGUAAGACUUGUUCCAAUGCUACAUAUUUGCAGUUCCCAAUCUCUGUGUCAUGAAUAGUGUCCUAUGUAAUAAAACUUUUUGCAGGUCUUUAAAAUCAUUUUAGGAAAGGAUGAUCAAAUGCAUCCAGCAGUAAAAUAAAGUUAAACCACAAAAAUACCUCAGGAAAGAAUUGAAAGAAAGUAUAUCUAAUGACAUGCCUAUAUGAGAAGAAUAGCCUAGAAAUGAAUUUUUGGAAGAUUUUUGUAUUAGUCACUUUGUAAAGAAAAUAUUAUACAGCUGUCCUUGAAUGCUAUAGUUGAAGACAGUUUUAAUAGAACCAUGUUGGUUGCACUUUGUAGUAUUUGGUGCUUAUUUAAAUUUCUGAACAUAUAUUACAGUUUUUUACUCUAUUGUGUAAUAUAAAUUAUCUUUUAGAAGUUCUUAGUGUUGGUUUGAUAUUAUCCAAUGAAAGUGACAAGAUAUUUUUAAUAUCUAAAAGGAAUUAAAAGCCUAUUAGAAUUGGAUUGCAUACAUUCAAGGGUAUGAGCUGAUUCCUACACUGGAUCAUGAUCCUUGCAAAUGCUCCUUUUGCCAUCUCAUCUAAGGAGGACCCCAGGGCUGGGGAUGUGGCUCAGUGGUAGAUGCUUGCCUAGCAUGUGUAGGGCUCUGAGAUGCAAUCCUAGUCCUGCUAAAUAAAUGAUAAAAAGGAUGGUCCCAGAGAUUUGUACAGAAGAACAGAGCAGAACGACCAGAGGCCAGCCUUUGUGAUGGACUGACCCUUCCUGUUAGAUGGUCUGGAGAUCUGCUGAUGGCCAUCAUCUGCAGGCAUUUUGAAAUAAAACCAAAAAUAAUCYGAGAUUUUAUUUUUCAUUUCAAAACAGAUUAAAGUCCAUAUCAUAUCAGAUAUUCUUCUGUCAUUAUAUUCAGGUGAAGUUCCUUAUAAUUGAGACAGCAGUGUUGCUACUGGUACCCACAGUUCAUCUUACUUUUAUAGUAAAAAGCUUCAAGGCCUAGGCCCAACACCCUAACCGUACAACAUUCACCAGUAGUACUGAAUGUGGACUAUAUACUACACUCUACUGUAUUUUCUACUGUAACUUCAGAUUUGUUGAGGACCCUCCACCUUUAGUAGCAGAACUGACAAUGGAUAUAGGGAGGUACAAAAAUAGGAGGUCGUUCCUAAAGUUCCAACUGCUGCUGCCCCCUUAUCAUCAUCAUCAUUCUUUGUCUUAUCUGUAACUUCCAGAAGGUAGGGAAUGCUAUUCUUGGCUUUCUUUUAAAAUACUUAUUGCAGAGCCUGAGCUUGAAUUUCUUUUGGUCUUUUCUUCUAUAGCGAAGUAAGAUGAGGAAAGAAGAUUUAGAAAUAAAAAGAAAAGGAAAACCCCAAACUUUAGGUGAAAGGAAAUGGUUAUUUGCACUUAACUCAGUCAGUCACUAUAAAUCAGUUGUGUGCUUGGAGUGGUAGACAUGGAGAGGAAAGCACAGGACUCAGCAGACAAGAUGUAUAGAGUUAGAGGCAGUAAAUGCUGUGUUAAAAUUAGGGGAAGAUGUAGGCAGGGAUUAAAUAAGAAACUUCAUGUAGGAGGUCCAUUUGGAACCAGGCCCUGAGAUGAUUGAUGGUGCUGGGGAAGAAGGUAUUCCAGAGUGGGAAUACAGAACACGUGAUGUUUGGAUUUGGGGUGGGGUGGAGGGGAUGAAGGGGAAACAAAGUAAAGUUAGUACUCACACAAGAGUUAAUUUCAUUAGAAAGAGAGAGCACACCUGUAAUGUCAGUGAUUAGGAGACGGAGGCAGGAAGAUUACAAGUUCAAGGCCAGUCUGGGCAGAUGAGUAAG